Molecule: messenger RNA, 897 nt
Organism: Cladophialophora immunda
Lineage: Eukaryota; Fungi; Ascomycota; Eurotiomycetes; Chaetothyriales; Herpotrichiellaceae
Exons: 1
Coding region: 199-825 (208 amino acids)
Source: RefSeq, a predicted model, not a curated record
AUAUGUUACAAUUGCAGUUGAAGUUACAUGGCCGAUGAGUGAGAGUGACUCAUUGGGAGCCACUUGAGGACCAGAACAUCCAGAAACUCUACAGGGACAUAUUUGGUCUCGCGCUCUCGGGCCUAGCCUUUGUGCCGAAGCACGCACACACAGCUGCCAUCGCUACAUGAGACCAAAGGACUCGGAUCAAGUUCCAUCAUGUCCACCGCCAACAGCUGCGGGAUCACGUUGCCCAAUGGCUGCACCAUAGUGCACGGGCAGGGAGCGAACAUCAAACACCCCUUUAGCGAUAUCCCGGUGGAGAUGCACGAGCUGGAUGCAGGCGGCGCAAGGGCCUUUGCGGGCCAGUUUGGCUUCAUCGAGUUCUCGACCGACUUCAGGCUGCCGCGACACGUGCACAUCGCGCCCCCGUCUCUUCCUUCCUCUCCUUCUCCGCCGCAGAAGUUUGUCGCUGAGCGCAUCGUCGUCCUGAACGGCGUCGCCCUCGUCGAGCUCAACGGCGACAUCUACGUGAUCCCGCCCCAGAGCCUCGUCACCAUCGCCCCGGGCGUGCCACAUACCUGGACGGCUUGUCCGGCCGGGGUGUCAGUUCCUGUCCCGCAGGGGACGACGGAAGUUGUGUCCCAGGGGACAUUCCUCAUGCUCUACGAAUACGAGGAGCCCACCGCGUUCUUCCCCACCAGACAGACCCGCACGCUGAGUUCUGUGGACGAGUAUGAACGAUGCGACGAUCUGGAGACGAUCCGGAUUCCGAGGUUGAGCGCGGAUGAGGUCAGGCAGCGGUGUUGGUUCGUGUGGGAUGCGACAGUGAGGAAACCCGGUUGAGACGGGUCGGUGUGUGCGCGGGUAUUUUUCCUCUCUCAAUAAAAGCAUUUAAUAACUGCGUCGUGCAGGGUG